This is a messenger RNA of Ilex paraguariensis (yerba mate), 369 nucleotides long. The record is from the annotation of a GenBank genome assembly. NCBI's taxonomy places the organism in Eukaryota, Viridiplantae, Streptophyta, Magnoliopsida, Aquifoliales, Aquifoliaceae.
AUGCAACUUUUGCCUUCAGUAUGGCAGACUUUCAUUAAACAAGGAACAAAGCAAGAAGAGGCAAUUGAUCCGGCUAUGGAGAACCUGAAAUUGGUAGAAGAGCAGCUGAAGGGGAAGAUUUUCUUUGGUGGAGAGAAAAUUGAUUUUCUGGAUCUAGCAUUUGGUUGGAUAGCUAAUUUCAUUAGUGUCCUACAAGAGGUAACUGGUCAAAAGGUGAUUGACUCGGAGAAAUUUCCAUUUUUAUCAGCAUGGAUGGAGAAGUUUUCAGAUGAUCCAGUAAUCAAUGAAUGCGGGCAACCUCGAGAUAGGUUAAGUACUAAGUUCAAAGCAAUGCGUGAGGCAUACCUCGCAGCGGCUACACCUAAAUGA